Actinia tenebrosa (Australian red waratah sea anemone) is the source of this 833-nucleotide messenger RNA. Its product is annotated as UPF0235 protein C15orf40 homolog. Gene Ontology annotation, cellular component: cytoplasm. The record is from RefSeq and is a predicted model, not a curated record. Lineage: Eukaryota; Metazoa; Cnidaria; Anthozoa; Actiniaria; Actiniidae.
AUCUUUGCUCGUAUCAGUGGUAAACGAGAAACGCCUGGAAGAUAUCUGAUUUAAACAUGUUUUUGAAGGUUUUGUCAAGAAUUCUCCCAUCCACCUUGAGAAAACCUUUAUUUCUUCUUUUAAAUUCUUCCAGGGUACUUUUUUAUCAAUCAGAUUGUAACUGCAGAAACUUUAGGAGCCUAUUUUGCAAGUUUUUUGUUCCGUUUUUGCUGACAGAUGGUCGUAGAAUGCCGAAAGGGAAGAAAACGUCGAAGGCCAACGAAAAGGCUGAUAGUUCUACAUCAACAGCAAACUCAGCACAGUCUGCAGUAACAAUGUCCAAAGAUGGCAGCAUAAUCAUUAAUGUUCAAGCAAAACCUGGAGCCAAACAAAAUAAUAUUACAGAGGUGUCGGAACAAUGCGUAGGGAUUCAAAUAUCUGCACCGCCAAAGGAAGGAGAAGCCAAUGAAGAGCUUGUGAGUUAUUUAGCGGCUUUACUUGGAGUAAAAAAAAGUGCAGUUACUUUAGAAAGAGGGUCAAAAUCAAGACAGAAAACUGUUAGUAUUGAAGGACGUAAUCUGACUGUAGAGAAUGUCAUGGCUUCCCUUCUGAAAGAAGUAGCUGGUUCAUAGGUGAUUUAUCUGUGAAAUCUUUGUCUGUGAAACAGCAAUCAAUCAAUCAAUCAAUCAAUACUGUAUUUAUUAAAGCAGGAUGAACUUACAUAUUGCUAUAAUAAAAUAUAAAUAAACUAUGACUACAUUUAAUAAAAAUACACAGAUGAUUAUUGAAAAUUUUGCACACUGAUUGGUCAAGAAACUCUCACUGUCACACGAUAAUCACCUCCAGCGAUAAUC